UAAAUGUCAAAAUUGACAACAAAUUUGAUGUCGACGAUGUUGUGCCAAAGCAAUUUAAUUUAAUUUAAAAUGAAACUUUAAUAAACAAAAUGAAUCACGAACAGAUUAAAUCCGUCGUGCAAGAAAAGUUUCUAUCAAGUGAAACAGUGGCGGCUGUUCUCUAUGACAUCAAAGUGAUUGACUCAGAAUGGAUCAAGAAGGAAAGGCUCUUGGCGAUCGUGGAGUAUGGAGACGAGAAGGCUGUUUUCUGCCUGUGCACCUCCUCAUAUCCUCCCAAAUCUUUUACAGACCUUUCCAUAGAAAUCGGUCUUCCUGUUGAUAAGACUUUCAAGUGUGAAAUAGACAACAAACCCACUGACCCAGAAGCGGUACUGUACCUGAAUGUGCAGUCGCGCAGCAAUAAGUACAAGUUCGAGAUACAGAUGACUCCCCGCGUCGACACCUUCGUCGACGAACUGUUCCGUGGGAUAGAAGCCGCCAACUCUAUUCCCACAAGCCAAGAGUUUGUUUGGGUGCAAAAGUACUUAAGUAGUAAGAGGGAUCACGACGACAUCGCCAGCGCCCUGGUGAUGCACCGCGCCACGCUGCCGCGCGCCGGCGCCGCGCCCGUCGCCAUCCGCGAGAGCAUGAUCAAGAGCAAGAUGGCAGACAAGGAGAUUGACUACACAUUCACUAAAAACUUCACCAUUUUCUGUGGCACUUGGAAUGUAAAUGACAAAUCCCCAGUCAUUCCACUGAAGAAUUGGCUGAACAUAGAGAAAGAGCCCCCUGACAUAUACGCCAUUGGAUUCCAGGAGUUGGAUCUGUCCAAGGAGACUUUUUUGUUUGAUCAAACCUUAAGAGAGGAUGAAUGGUUCCAUGCUGUGAUGGCGGGGGUCGACCACAGAGUAAAAUACACCAAGGUGGAAAAAGUGAGGCUGGUGGGUAUGCUGCUAAUUGUCCUUAUUCAGGAGAAGCAUCACCAGCAUGUACGCAACAUUGUCUGUGACACCGUGGGGACCGGGAUCAUGGGGAAGAUGGGCAACAAGGGAGGUGUGGCCAUCAGGUUCGACUUCCACAGUACUUCCCUAUGCUUUGUCAACUCACACUUGGCUGCACAUGUUGAGGACAUUGAAAGAAGGAACCAAGACUUCAGAGAUAUAUGCAGCAGGACCAGGUUUGUGCAGCCCGCACAGCAGUCUAAAGCCAUAAAAGAUCAUGACCAAGUGUACUGGAUUGGUGACCUCAACUACAGGAUUACUGAGCUUGACCGAGCUUCAGUAAAAAAACUGAUUGAUGAGAAUAACUUUGCUUCUGUUUUAGAAUUUGACCAGUUGAAACAACAACACAAGCUGCAUCAAGCAUUUUCAGGGUAUACUGAAGGAGAGAUAAAUUUCAGGCCAACAUACAAAUAUGAUCCAGGCACAGACAACUGGGACUCCAGUGAAAAGAAUAGGGCCCCAGCCUGGUGUGACAGAAUAUUCUGGAAAGGUGAUAGAAUUACACAAUUAGCAUACAGGAGUCACCCCUCUCUGAACAUCAGUGACCACAAGCCAGUUUCAGCCACUUUCAGCACUGCUAUCAAAAUUAUUGAUGAGGAAAAAUACAGGAAAAUAUAUGAGGAAGUUAUUAAGCAACUUGACAAAUUAGAAAAUGAAUUGAUACCACAAGUUAAAGUGGAUCAGACCGAAAUUGACUUUGGCACUGUCCGGUACCUGGAGCUGCAGCAGCGGACCAUCAUGGUGACCAAUGUGGGCAAACUGCCCGUAGAAUUUGAAUUCAUUAAAAAGCUAGAUGAGGCCAGCUUCUGCAAGGAAUGGCUCAUAGUGGAGCCAUAUAAAAAGUGCAUUUGUGCAGAUGAGACAUGUGAAAUUCAACUAAAAGUCCUCAUCAAUAAGACUUCAGCUUGCAAAAUGAAUGCAGGAAUGGACAAACUGUAUGAUAUUCUAGUUCUCCAUCUGUAUGGGGGUAAGGACAUAUUCAUAACAGUAAAUGGAACAUAUGAGAGGAGUUGUUUUGGCUGCUCCAUUGAGGUUCUUGUGAAGCUAAACAUGCCAAUCCGACAAGUUCCUGUGGGAAAGCUCAUAGAGCUUGAAAGCAAAAGAGACCAAUGUGUUUCCAAUAGCUCUACCUACUCUAUUCCUAAGGAAAUCUGGUUCCUGGUCGACCACAUCUACCUCCAUGGCCUGAAGGAGCCCAACUUGUUUGAGCAGCCAGGUCUUCACUCAGAAGUACUGCUGAUAAGGGACUGGUUGGACAAUGGCUCAGUGGACCCCAUACCCGGGAGCAUACACUCGGUGGCAGAAGCCUUGCUGCUGCUUCUAGAGAGUACCUCGGACCCCAUCAUACCUUACAACCUGCAGUCAGCCUGCCUGCGCGCCUCGGCCAACUACUUGCAGUGCAAACAGAUGGUGCUGGAGUUACCCGAGUUUAGAAAGAAUGUUUUCUUGUACCUGAGCGAGUUUCUACAAGAAGCCCUGCAGCAUAAUGCUGAAAAUGGACUCGACGCAAAGACACUCUCCACACUCUUCGGCUCCAUAUUCUUAAGAGACAAUCCAAAUCAAAUGAAUGAGCCCCAGUCUCGUAUCAACAAACAAGUCAUAGACAAAAAGAAAGCACAGUUUGUAUACCAUUUUCUUGUGAAUGAUCAUAGUGAUUUAAUAUUUACCAAAUAAGUUAUUUUAUAGAAUUAUUUAUUGUAAUUGUAAUACUCUAGGAUAUUUGGGUUUAUGAGUAGAGGUAUGAAAUUGGUAUGAAUGGAUAAUGUACUGUAAAUAUAUUUAUUCCUGAAAUCUUUGAUAUAUUAAAUUUAUAUAAAAGUUGUAUCUACCUACCUAGUAUACGAGAAUAUUUGUAAAAUAUCUUGCACCAAUACAUGUUAUAAAAGUUUUAUAAGUAGAUACACAUACAGUUACCUAUAAAAUUAGGUAGGUACUCAUUUUGUUAUCCUUUCAUGUUUCAAUACCUACUUAGUAAAUUAAAGGUAGGGUUUAAAUGAGGCAGACGCUUUAUGCAUUAUUAGUUAUAAUUAUAAGUGUUAUAAUUGCCUUAAGUCGCUAAACCCAAUCUUAAAUUAACGAGGUAGUUAGUAACUACUCCAUUAAUUAAUAAUUUUGUACUUACAGUAAUUUUGUAAUUGUAUUGACUUAAAAUGAAAAUGAAAUGAAUGCCUCAGAAUGUAAUGUCUGUGUUAAUAAUGUAUGAUUUGAAUACAACGAUUAUUUAUGUACGUAAUAACUAAUUUUCUGGUUAUCUUUACUAAUUACCUACUUACAUAAUUAAACCUCACCGAACAAAAUCCUAA
Molecule: messenger RNA, 3283 nt
Organism: Plutella xylostella (diamondback moth)
Lineage: Eukaryota; Metazoa; Arthropoda; Insecta; Lepidoptera; Plutellidae
Gene: Ocrl
Product: Oculocerebrorenal syndrome of Lowe
Biological process (GO): phosphatidylinositol dephosphorylation; signal transduction
Cellular component (GO): membrane
Molecular function (GO): phosphatidylinositol-4,5-bisphosphate 5-phosphatase activity; inositol phosphate phosphatase activity
Source: RefSeq, a predicted model, not a curated record